AGGGGAGAGCGCGGGGCGGCCUUGCCCGCGCCGUCCACCUGCAGAGGCGGCCGCGCUUCCUGCGGGUCCUGCACUCCCGAGCCGCGCCCUUCGAGAAAAAGACUUACAACCCCCAGAGGCCCUUGCGCGAGCGCCGUCGUCGUGGCGAUGCAGGUCGGGAGGAAGGGCCCGGCGGCGGCCAAUCGGGCGGCCCCUCGCCACGGAGGGCCAAUGGCGGCGUGGGGGCUCCCAUUUGAGGGCCGGCGAGCGCGCGGCGGCGGGCUCCUCUUCGUGCCCUGAUGGAUGCAGAUUUAUGCCAAGUGUUCUCUGAAAUGUUGCACGCCCACAUGGAAGAUGUUGAGGCGGCGGACCGGGAGGAUCCCCAGCUGCGUAGUGACUAUGUGAAGGACAUCUAUCGCUACCUGCAGCAGCUGGAGGUGCAGCAGAGGGUGUCCCCCUCCUUUCUUGAUGGCACCGAGCUCAGCGGGUGCACGUGGGCCAUCCUUGUGGAUUGGCUGGUGGAGGUCCACACGAGGUUCCAGCUUCUGCAGGAGACGCUCUACACGUGCGUGGCCAUCAUGGGCCGCUAUUUGCAGGCUCGGCCGGUCUCCUGUAAGGAGCUCCAGUUGGUUGGUGUGACCGCGAUGCUUCUGGCUGCGAAAUAUGAAGAGAUCUGUGUGCCGAGUAUUUUGGAUUUUGUGUACAUAACUGAUAGAGCAUACAAGUCCACUCAGAUUCAGGAAAUGGAGCAGAAUAUCCUGAAGGAGCUUAAUUUUGUGCUGGGCCGGCCAUUACCACUCCACUUUCUGAGGAGAGUAGCCAAAGUUUCAAAGCUGUCUGUGGAGACAUACCUGCUGGCGAAAUACUUGAUGGAGCUGACUCUGGUGGACUACGAGAUGGCACAUUAUAACCCUUCGGAGAUUGAGGCUGCGGCACUCUGCCUGUCAAGGAAGGUCUUCUUGCAGGGCUAGUGGAACCUCCAGCUGUGCUUCUACACUGGAUACGCGGAGGAGGGGCUCUCCCUGAUUACGCAGCACAUGGCCAAAAACGUGGUGCGGGUUAAUAAGAAUCUGACAAGACACCUUGCAGUCAAGAAGAAAUAUUCGAGUGUCAGGUUCCAGAGGAUCAGCACCAUCCCGCAGCUGAACUCCCACAUCAUUAAGGACCUUGCAGCACUGGCUACAUGAAUCCAAGCAGCUGAUGUGAGUGAGUGCCAGCUGGAGUCCACGGGGUCUUCCGUCAUAGGGAAGGGGGCCUCUCAAGGUGGGCACAAGAGCCGUGCUUAGGCUAAUAUUCCAUGUAUUUACAUGUAAUAAAGAAAUUGCAGAAAAUGCCCUUUUAAAACCCAAAUGAGAAAUCAA
Candoia aspera is the source of this 1340-nucleotide messenger RNA. RefSeq names its product cyclin B2 (gene CCNB2). Gene Ontology annotation, biological process: mitotic cell cycle phase transition; regulation of cyclin-dependent protein serine/threonine kinase activity. Gene Ontology annotation, molecular function: cyclin-dependent protein serine/threonine kinase regulator activity. Lineage: Eukaryota; Metazoa; Chordata; Lepidosauria; Squamata; Candoiidae. Gene Ontology annotation, cellular component: cytoplasm; cyclin-dependent protein kinase holoenzyme complex; nucleus. The record is from RefSeq and is a predicted model, not a curated record. The transcript is spliced from 7 exons.